Molecule: messenger RNA, 1725 nt
Organism: Aspergillus homomorphus CBS 101889
Lineage: Eukaryota; Fungi; Ascomycota; Eurotiomycetes; Eurotiales; Aspergillaceae
Product: CoA-transferase family III
Exons: 5
Coding region: 1-1725 (574 amino acids)
Molecular function (GO): catalytic activity
Source: RefSeq, a predicted model, not a curated record
AUGUUCAUUAAAUGGUCCAAGGAUUCGCUAUCACGCCUCUUUCUCCACGAAUCCGAAAGAAUAUUCGCCUUCCUAUGUGGCCAUGCAGCCGAGCUCAGCAUUCCUCUCGAGGUUAUCCCGAAGACAGUACGCUUCAAUUCGCGCUCCGAUCGCAUUUAUUAUCCAACGCCAUUCAAAGUGACCGAGACGUUAGCUGCGCUCAAGGGCAUUGAAGGUGCCCUUGCGGCUGCCAUAGCAGAUUUGCGCUUUGGGACCGAGUGUGAGGGAAGACAGGUCACGAUUGACCUAGAGAGAGCGACGCUGUUCGGCUUCCAAGCCCUCAUUGCUAAGGUAAAUGGGUGCUCUAGAUCAGAUCCAGGGAUUAAGAAGUAUCUCAAAGAUACCGAUCUCCAUGCCGCUCAAUCAAAUCUCUAUCGACGUCUAGCGGCGAAUAUGUACCGCACGAAGAAUGAGAACGAAUUCUUUCACCUGCAUGGCUCGCUGAACCCGAGCAAGACUCUCAAUAUGAUAGGCUUGGCGAGCCACCGAUCAGACCGAAUAGAGUACGACGAGAUCAUUCGUCUCAUACAAGCCCAUGUCGAGCAGUGGACGGCGGCUGAACUAGAGCAGGUAAAUCUGGAGUCCAAGCAGGCUGGAGUCACAGUAUACACAUAUAAACAAUUUUGCGACACUCCACAUGGAAAGACGAGCAUCCAGGAGCCUUGGUGGAAAGUCUGCCGCUUACAGGGCGACACGCCGCCAACACCAUUUGCCCCGAGCACAACACGCAGGCCGCUUGCUGGCGUGAAAGUGCUAGAGCUCUGCUGUGUAAUUGCCGGUCCAGUAAUCGGUCGUAUUCUGGCCGAGUAUGGGGCCGAUGUUCUCAAAAUCACUUGCUCCUCCACUGUGCCAGACGUACCAUUCUUCCAGGUGGACGGUAACAUGGGAAAGCAUGUCGUGGACAUAGACCUCAAGUGUGCGCGCGGUCGCAAGAAGUUUGAGGAACUUUUGCGUGACGCAGAUGUUAUUAUCGAUGGCUACCGACCCGGCGUGCUUGAGAGGCUUGGGUACGGUCCUGUCACCUUGUCUACUAUAGCCACCCGCCGAGGCAAGGGUAUUGUCUAUGUGGAUGAGAAUUGCUUCGGGCAUGAGGGUCCGUGGUCCGGCCGACCCGGAUGGCAGCAGAUUGUAGACUGCUUAACUGGCUUUGCAAGAGCUUUUGGGGCAUUUCUCAGGCAAUCGGAGCCCAUCGUAUCGCCUUGGCCAAUUGCAGACUACGGAGCAGGAUGCAUGGGCGCCAUCGCUGCCCUGACAGGCUUGUAUAACCGCGCCCGAUACGGUGGGUCGUACCAUUGUAAGGCGUCUCUCAUGCAAUUCAACUUGCUUCUCUUUGCUGUGGGACAGUAUCCGACGGAUAUUCAAAAAGAGCUGCGCGACAACCUUCCCCUUGCGUUCAGAAAUUUGCGGUACUGCGAUGGGGUGGACCGCAGUUCCAAGGUGGCCUUGGAUUACAUGCAGGAGAACUUCCCGUGGCUGUUCCAGACGCCAGCUUGUACCUCACCGGAGGACAACUUGAUGGAAACUUGGUACUCGCACCACUACGGUGCGGAGGUUGAGGUAGUAGGACCCGUAGCGCGGAUCGAUGCGGUCGAGGUUGGCUUUGUGCGUGCUACUCGGCCGAAUGGAGCUGAUGAGAAUGCUUCUUGGGACUUCUCAGAUAGUGAAGAAGACUUCAGAUGUAUGUAA